Molecule: messenger RNA, 2364 nt
Organism: Melitaea cinxia (Glanville fritillary)
Lineage: Eukaryota; Metazoa; Arthropoda; Insecta; Lepidoptera; Nymphalidae
Product: proton channel OtopLc-like
Exons: 9
Coding region: 1-2364 (787 amino acids)
Biological process (GO): proton transmembrane transport
Cellular component (GO): membrane
Molecular function (GO): proton channel activity
Source: RefSeq, a predicted model, not a curated record
AUGGAUGACAGUUCACCAGAUCUGUCGCUUAAGUUGCGACGAGGAUCGAGCGAUUCGAGGGAGUCAUUUUAUAUGGACUUCGCUCAAGGAAUCGACUCGGAUAUCGAAGAAGUGACAACGAUUGAACGGAUAAUACCUGAGCAUCCGGGCGGGCGGACGGAGGGAGAUGCGGACACGCUCGCGACGCCUUCCGGCUUGGAUGACAAGGACCUGUCUCAAUGCUGCUAUUCGAUACCGGCGAACAACAUGUCGGGAGGUUCCCACGUGUCGAGGGGGACAUUUGGUGCAGACUCCGAAAUGUCUGGCAGUAGUGCCCCACCGCUACCCAGCCCGGCGUCACCGGGGGCUGCAUUAGUGUCACCAGAAACAUUGAGCAGACACAGCAGCCCUCCCCCUAUACCCGCUCAUCCAACACAUCAACCGGCACCAUCUUGUUCUUCUCAUCGAGUUCACAUGGAAUCCCCUUUACGGUUGUCAAGUCCGCCAUCAAUGACGCUAGGUGCGUCUCUGUCGCUACAACCAGUGCUGUACGGCCCUAGUUCUGGCUCAGCUCAACCGCCGCUGCCACCUGCCAGGCAUCCCAGACGAUCAUCCACAGCGAUACAAAAUAUGCAUGUAAUUAGCGCUGGCGACGCACUUGCAACUACUCUAUCGGCACUAUAUGGAAAACUGUUGGUUGUUAUGGGUGUUGCGUUUCCCAUGGCUGAAGUAAUUUCGACGUACAUACCACCAUCAUUCUAUGAGGGCUUCUAUCUGUACCUGUACAUCGGCAGUAUGGUGUUCCUUUUGUAUAUGUACGCCGCACUUCUGCGAGACCGAUCGCGCUCCGCAGCUGACACUACUGUCGUCGCUAAGUCGGAUACGAGCUCGUCGCCAUCAGAAUCAGACUCCUGUUCCUCCCGCACGGAGCGCAGCAUGACGACCGCCGCGCACAUGCCGCCUAACCUUGCUGCUAAGCGCCUCUCUUUAGGAUUCGCACUCGCCACACGAACUCACCACUACGGCAGUUUCUAUUUGAGGAUGGGUGCUGUUGCAUUCGGCAUCGGUUCAAUGAUCUACUCGGGUCUAGAGUUCGGGCAGUACUGGGAACUCGAAAGGAAUACGAAUUGCCACAACGUGCUCCUCGCUCUGACACCAGCCACGCGAAUGGCCUUCAUCUUUAUACAGAUGUACUUCAUCUUUCUCAACAAUGAGAUGAAAGUAUACAAACAUAAGAUAGUGGCCCGUUUCGGACUGAUGCACAUGGUCGGUACCAACCUCAGCGUGUGGCUCAACGUACUAGUUCAAGAGACGAAGCACGAAAUACUCACAUUCUACGAUCCUGAGAAUAAAACUAUUGGACUGUCUCAUCGUCUUGCAUUUCAAAAAGCCUUCGCAUCAUUGUCAACUGAAGUUCCGGCUUCUCAUCCAGCAGCGGCACAUUUACGAGUACCUCGAGGACUGAAAGGACCUCAUCACAUCUUCGAAUGCCGACGAACGAAUAUCAUGGGUUCAUUGGUCCAGGACGCCUCACCGUUUCUAUUUCCCUGUACAAUCGAAUACUCCCUUAUAUGUGCAGCCAUCCUUUACGUUAUGUGGAAAAAUAUUUCAAAAUACCCAUCGAAAGACGUCGCAGAAGCAAUAGCAAAGGCUCGUCUUUUAGAAGGAUUGGCUUACAAGAAAUCACCUCAUUUAUACAGUGUUGACUGCGCCAGAGCUCACAAAGGCUUAUUUUUUGGAAUUUUGGUCCUAGUUUUGACAAUUAUAUCGCUUAUUUUGUUUUUCGUUUUAAUAUCAAAAAAAGAUUACGCUACGUUAGCGGUUGUCGAAGUCAAUGUUUGCGAAUUGGGUUUAUAUGCAAUGACGACAUUUGCUAGUUUGGCGGGAAUGGUGUGCGUCCGAAAUCUUAAGUAUGACGGGAACAGGAAUCUGGAACUUGACAAUAUUCUCCUCGUCGGCGCUCAGACUGGAAUGUUCAUUUAUGGUACAUUUACGAUCAUUGGCGGGCACUUCACGAUAGAAAAGAAUACUAUACUUAUACUGAUAACGGCUUUAUCAUCACUGGUCCAAACCACAUGUCAGACAAUGUUUAUACUGGACGCCAGUCGGAGAUCGGCAAAAACACCGGAGCAAUUGCGUAAAAAACCUGGAAGGGAAAUAGUCACGUUCCUACUCGUCACUAACUUGGCGAUGUGGGCCAUUAAUACUUUGGAGAAAUCUCGGGCAGAAUCACAUCCUGUCCAAUUACAUUUCUAUGGCCUAUGGGCUUGGACUAUCAUAACGCACGUUUCGAUGCCGCUGGCGAUAUUCUACCGAUUUCACUCCACGGUAUGUUUGUGUGAAAUAUGGAAACGCGCUUACAAGAUGAAGCCAGCUUAUAUGUAG